Messenger RNA from Erinaceus europaeus (western European hedgehog), 1271 nucleotides. Its product is annotated as signal-regulatory protein beta-1. Gene Ontology annotation, biological process: positive regulation of T cell activation; positive regulation of phagocytosis. The transcript has 5 exons. Gene Ontology annotation, cellular component: plasma membrane. The record is from RefSeq and is a predicted model, not a curated record. Lineage: Eukaryota; Metazoa; Chordata; Mammalia; Eulipotyphla; Erinaceidae. The coding region runs from base 81 to 1271 and encodes 396 amino acids.
UCUGCUCCACACACUCCUCUCCCAGCAGAGUUUGGGUUCCCCUGGCCACACUGGGCACAGCAGGCUCUCAGGACUCCAGGAUGCCCAGUCCUGCCCCCUGGUGCCUCUCUCCUCCUCCGUGCCUGCUGACUCUACUGCUGGGACUCACAGGAGUGCUGGGUGAGGAGCUGCACGUGAUCCAGUCUGAGACAUUUGUGUCAGUAGCAGCUGGAGAGACUGCCACUCUGCCCUGCACUAUGACCUCCCUGCUCCCCGUGGGGCCUGUCAAGUGGUUCAGGGUCAAAGAGUCAGGCCGGAAUGAAAUCUACAGUUUCAAAGAUGGCCACUACCCCCGAGUAACACCUGUUUCAGACAACACAAAGAGAGAGUUCAUGGACUUUUCCAUCCGCAUCAGUAACAUCACCCCAGCAGAUGCCGGCGUCUACUACUGUGUGAAGUUCCAGAAAGGGAGUCCUGAUGUGGAGAUUAAGUCUGGACCAGGCACCCAGCUCACUGUGCGUGCUAAACCGUCUCCCCCAUUGGUUCAGGGCCCCUCGACAAGGGCCACACCUGGGCAGAGAGUGAGCUUCACCUGCAAGUCCCAUGGCUUCUUCCCCAGAAACAUCAGCCUGAAAUGGUUCAAAAAUGGGAACGAGCUCCCAGCCUCCCACACAGACAUAGAACCAGAGGAGAGUGACAUAUCCUACAGCGUGUCCAGCAUAGCCGAGGUGACCCUAGCUCCGGGGGACGUGCACUCCCAGGUCAUCUGCGAGGUGACCCACAUCACCCUGAAGGGGGGCUCUCCACUUCGUGGGACUGCCAACCUGUCUCAGACCAUCCGAGUUCCACCCACCUUGGAGGUGUCCCAACAUCCCACAGUGGUCAGCCAGGUGAACAUCACCUGCCAGGUGAUGAAGUUCUACCCCCGACCUCUACAACUGAACUGGCUGGAGAACGGAAACGUGUCUACAACAGAAACGACCUCCAUUCUGCUAGAGAACAAGGAUGGGACCUUUAACCGGACAAGCUGGAUGCUGGUGAACUCGUCUGCCCACAGGGAGAACAUGCUGUUCACCUGCCAGGUGCAGCAUGAUGGGCAGCAGGCCGUCAACAAAACUCACACCCUAGAGGUCUCUGCUCAGCACAAGGUACCGGGCACAGGUGGACCACCUGGUCCCAGCACAUCUACUCCAAAUAUCAUGACUGCCCUCCUAGGCCUCAUCGUAGGCCCCAAAGUGCUAUUGCUGCUUGGUGUCUCUGUCAUCUAUGUUUACAGGAAGCAGAGGGCCUGA